Messenger RNA from Scedosporium apiospermum, 3801 nucleotides. RefSeq names its product Structural maintenance of chromosomes protein. Gene Ontology annotation, cellular component: nucleus; cohesin complex; chromosome. The record is from RefSeq and is a predicted model, not a curated record. The coding region runs from base 1 to 3801 and encodes 1266 amino acids. Lineage: Eukaryota; Fungi; Ascomycota; Sordariomycetes; Microascales; Microascaceae. Gene Ontology annotation, biological process: sister chromatid cohesion. The transcript has 5 exons. Gene Ontology annotation, molecular function: ATP binding; DNA binding; ATP hydrolysis activity.
AUGGGGAAACUUAUUCGCCUCGAGCUCUUCAACUUCAAGUCCUACAAAGGACACCAUACGUUACUAUUCGGUGACUCGUAUUUCACAUCGAUCAUUGGACCCAAUGGUUCUGGGAAAUCCAAUUCCAUGGAUGCAAUCUCUUUUGUACUCGGCAUUAAGUCUUCACACCUUCGAUCCGCGCAUCUGAAGGACUUGAUUUAUCGCGGCCGAGUGCUGAAGACAUCGAAAAUAAACGACGAUGGCUCGGCCGAUGCUCCAAAUGGUAACGGCCAUGUGAACGGUCACGGUGACAACGAAGACGGCGAUUCUCGACGAGCUUCUCGAAAUGAUCCGAAGACUGCAUGGGUCAUGGCCGUUUACGAAGACGACGCGGGCGAUGAGCAGAAGUGGAAGCGAUCUAUCACCUCUCAAGGAUCUAGUGAAUAUCGCAUCAACGAUCGGGUUGUUACUGCCCAGCAAUACAACGAUGCGCUCGAGGCUGAGAAUAUUCUGAUCAAAGCGCGCAACUUCCUUGUAUUCCAGGGAGAUGUAGAGGCCAUCGCCGCUCAGUCACCACAGGAUCUCACUCGCCUCAUUGAACAGAUUUCGGGCAGCCUUGAAUAUAAGGCUGAAUAUGAAAGGUUGGAGAGGGAAUCAGAAGCUGCCGCUGAGAAUUCAGCCUUUCACCUUCAUCGCCGCCGCGGCAUAAACUCGGAGAUCAAGCAGUACCAAGAGCAAAAAAGGGAGGCCGAGAAUUUCCAAAAGAAAACCGACGAGCGCGAUGCGGCCAUCGUCACCAAGACUCUCUGGAAGCUGUAUCAUUUCCAACGCAAUAUGGAUGACUCCAGCUCCUUAAUUCACGAGCAUCAAGAAAACCUCAAGGAGUUUCGCCGCAAUGUCGAGGUGUUCGAGAAGAAGUUAGAAACCGCGCGCAAAGAGCAGGCUGUCCUGGCACGAGAGGUAUCCAAGGUUGAACGAAAUAUCAAGACCAAGGAGCGGGACAUAGAGGAUACCCGCAACGGCCUCGUUCCCAUUAAUGAAAAGAUUGAGCAAAGCAUGCGAGAGUCGAGCCAGCUGCGUGAGAGGAUUGAUACCUUGACGAAGGAGGAAAAUGAGCAGGCUGAGCUGAUCAAGAAGGUCAAGAGUGACUUAGUGAAGGUGGAAAAGGCCCAGGAGCAUGAUGAAAAGGAAUAUAGGGACCGGAUGAAGAAGCAGGGCAAGGAGCUGAACGAUGCAGACCGAAAGCAGUACAAUUUGCUUCGAGCCCAAGUGAUGGCCAAAACAUCUGCGAAUCAGACGAACCUGGAUAAUCUGCUGCGCCAGCAAAAAUCGGACGAGGUCACGGUGAACACUUUCAAGGGCCGCUUGGACAGAGUUACGGCUACCCUCGAGAAGUUUGAACAAGAGCUCCAGGCUACCACAAGCCGCAAAUCAGCCGCACAGGCGUCCGCUCAGCAGCUUGCCAAGGAGAUAGAGGCCAAGAAGAAAGAGUUCAACCAGAUCCAAUCCGAGCGGGUACGAACGAAUCAGAGACGCACCGAAUUGGAAGAGCGCUUGGAGGACGUCGCAAGGAAACUGCGCGAGGCGGAUGACGGCAGACGUCAAAACGACCGUGAAACCAGGCUGCGCGACAUGGUUACGUCCCUGAAAAGAAUCUAUCCCGGAGUCAAAGGCCGCGUUGGCGACCUCUGUAAGCCGAAACAAAAAAGAUUCGACGAGGCUGUUAUCGUAGCACUCGGUCGCGACUUCGAUUCAGUCAUUGUGGAUACGGAGAAGACGGGUGUCGCCUGUGUUCAGUAUCUCAAGGACCAAAGGUUUCCGCCCAUGACCUUCAUUCCUCUGGACAACAUUAAAGUCAGCGCUGUAAAUACAGCCAUCAAGGGCAUCUCCGGGGCCAGGCUGACGAUUGAUACAAUCGAUUUUGACCCUCACCUCGAACGCGCAAUGUCGUACGCCUGUGGAAGCUCUGUGGUUUGCGACAGUCUAGAUAUCGCGAAACGGAUAUGCUACGAGAGGAGGAUACCAGUCAAGGCGGUCACCUUGGAAGGAUUCGUUAUACACAAGGCAGGCCUGAUGACUGGUGGUCGUGGACCCGAGCAUAAGGGCGGCAAGCGGAGGUUUGAGGAACAUGAUGUCCAACAUCUGCAACGUCUCGCCGCACAAUGCAAGGAUGACCUCGAAAAGCUUCCCAAGGCAGACCGGCGCGGUAAUACGGAGGAAUCUCUGCAGAUCGAACUCUCGGGCCUCGAGCAGAGGCUUGCCUACGCUAAGAGCGAACUCGCCGCCCUCGACAAGAAUCUGGAGAGCACCAAGAAGUUGAGAGACAAUGAAAGCAAGAAGCGUCGAGAAAUCGAGCCCGAAUUUACCCAGAAGCGCGAGGCGUUAGAGCGUAUCGUUCAAACUGUGAACGAGUUCCAGGAGGCAAUCUCGCAAGUGGAGGAUAAGAUCUUCGGCCCUUUUUGCAAGAAAUUGGGGUAUAGCAAUAUUCGAGAAUACGAGGCCCAGCAAGGCAGCAUGGAGCAAGAAAUGGCCGAACAACGCAACGUCUACGAGGUUCAGAAACAAAGGCUGAAGAGUCGUCUGUCCUGGGAAGAAUCGCGCUACAGCGAGUCUCAAGCUCGGAUCGAACGGAUGCAAGACCAGCUCCGCCGACUGCAAAAAGACGUUGGAUCGUACAGGCAAGAGAAGAAGAGGAUAGAGCGAGAGCUAAGCAGCGAGGAAGAUGAACUCGCUGCGCUCCACGAUGUAUUGGAGGAACACAAGGUCAAACAUGCCGACAAGAGUGAACACGUCGGACAAGCUCGCGCCGAAGUUCAAAAACGCAGCAAAGAAAUCGAGACUAGGCAAAAGGAAAUCAGCGCUCUCGAGACGGUUGUGCAGCAAAAUAGCAAUGGGAAAUUCAACCUGUUGCGACGAUGUAAGCUCGAGCAGAUCCAGGUUCCACUGCUCGGCGGCUCGUUAGACGACCUUCCGAACGAAGACAACCUUCUUCAUCAAGAUCCGGAUGCCAUGGACAUCGAUGAGGAAGAAGACGAGGAAGCCGAGGACCGGGAAGUAAUUCAGGCAGCAAUGGAUGACUACGGCAUCGAACUCGACUUUGACAAGCUCGACGAGGAGCUAAAGGACUCGGACGAUGCCAACAUUGAAGAGAUCCUUGACGAGAAAAUCGUUUCCCUCACGACAGAACUUGAGAAACUGAAUCCAAACAUGCGAGCCAUUGACCGACUAGGGGACGUAGAGUCUCGGUUGAAGGACACGGAGCGAGACUUUGAAAAGGCGCGUCUGGCACAAAAGCGAGCACGCGAUGCCUUCAACGAGAUUAAGACGCGGCGGUUCGAACUCUUCAACAAGGCCUUUAGUCAUAUCCAGGAACAGAUUUCGCAUGUCUACAAGGACCUCACAAGAUCCGAGGCUUAUCCUCUCGGCGGACAGGCCUACCUCGACAUCGAGGAAGAUACUGACACUCCCUAUCUCUCAGGCAUCAAGUACCAUGCAAUGCCCCCUUUGAAACGGUUCAGAGAUAUGGAGCACCUUUCCGGUGGAGAAAAAACAAUGGCUGCGCUUGCUCUCCUCUUCGCCAUCCAUAGCUAUCAACCCAGUCCCUUCUUCGUGCUCGAUGAGGUGGAUGCAGCGCUGGAUAACGCGAAUGUGGAGAAGAUCAAAAAGUACAUCCGAGAACAUUCUGGGCCGGGCAUGCAGUUUGUGGUCAUCAGUCUCAAGACCGGCCUGUUUCAAGACAGCGAGAGCUUGAUCGGUGUUUACCGUGACCAAGAUGUUAACAGUUCCAGAACACUGACUCUAGAUCUCCGCAAAUACGCUUAA